GUUCAGCAAUAUAAAUUCACGCAUUCCAUAUUUUUUUUUUUGGCAAAGCAAUUCAUCGGUUUCCGCUCUGAAAUUUGGAUAACUUUCUUCCUCGUUAAAUUCCGGUCAAAAUGGGGAUCCGAAUGAAUGCUGUUACAGUUACUCUGUUCAUUUCGUUGUUGCUGCUUCCUCUGGCGUUUUCCUCUUCAAAUGAUGGACUUGUUAGAAUUGGAUUGAAAAAAAUUAAGUUUGAUCAAAACAACCGCCUUGCUUCACGGCUUGAAUCUAAGGAUGGGGAGACUUUGAGGUCUUCAAUUAGGAAAUACCACUUUCGUGGUAAACUAGGGGACCCUGCUGACACCGACAUUGUUGCACUAAAGAACUAUAUGGAUGCUCAGUACUUUGGCGAGAUUGGUAUUGGGACACCCCCUCAGAAAUUUACUGUAAUCUUUGAUACUGGCAGCUCUAAUUUGUGGGUACCUUCAUCAAAAUGCUACUUCUCGGUUCCAUGUUUUUUCCAUUCCAAAUAUAAGUCCAGCCAAUCUAGCACUUACAAGAAGAAUGGGAAGUCUGCCGAGAUUCACUAUGGCACUGGAGCUAUAUCUGGAUUCUUUAGUCAGGAUAAUGUCAAAGUUGGUGACCUAGUUGUGAAGGAUCAGGAGUUUAUUGAAGCAACAAGGGAGCCUAGUGUUACUUUUCUAGUUGCCAAGUUUGAUGGUAUAAUGGGACUUGGAUUCCGUGAAAUAUCAGUUGGAAAUGCUGUUCCAGUGUGGUAUAACAUGGUUAAGCAAGGUCUUGUCAAGGAGCCGGUGUUUUCCUUCUGGCUAAACCGGAAGACAGAGGAAGAAGAAGGGGGUGAGAUUGUAUUUGGUGGGGUUGACCCAAAUCACUUCAAGGGAAAACACACUUAUGUUCCAGUGACACAGAAAGGUUAUUGGCAGUUUGAUAUGGGGGAUGUUCUAAUAGAGGGUAAACCAACAGGUUACUGCGGAGGUGGAUGUUCUGCAAUUGCAGACUCUGGAACUUCUCUGUUAGCUGGCCCAACGACUAUUAUCACGAUGAUAAAUCAUGCAAUUGGAGCUUCUGGUAUAGUUAGCCAAGAGUGCAAGGCUGUUGUGCAACAAUAUGGGCAGACAAUUGUGGACUUGCUUUUGGGAGAGGCUCAACCUAAGACGAUAUGCUCUCAGAUUGGAUUGUGCACUUUUGAUGGAACUCAGGGUGUUAGCAUGGGUAUUGAGAGUGUAGUGGAUGAGCGUGCUGGAAGAUCAUCUGGACUGCGUGAUGCUAUGUGCUCAGCUUGUGAAAUGGCAGUUGUUUGGAUGCAGAACCAGCUCAGUCAGAAUCAAACUCAAGAGCGAAUCUUGAACUAUGCCAACGAGCUUUGUGACCGGUUGCCUAGCCCCAUGGGAGAGUCAUCUGUUGAGUGUGGAAGCAUUUCUUCCAUGCCUAAAGUUUCCUUCACUAUUGGUGGCAAAGUUUUUGAUCUUGCUCCAGAAGAGUAUAUUCUCAAGGUGGGUGAAGGUGCCGCUGCACAGUGCAUUAGUGGUUUCACUGGUCUAGAUAUGCCUCCUCCUCGUGGACCUCUUUGGAUUCUGGGCGAUGUCUUCAUGGGUCGCUACCACACUGUUUUUGAUUAUGGCAAGAUGAGGGUUGGAUUUGCUGAAGCAGCUUAGAAUGUGAUCUACCAGCAUAGUCUUCCAUGGUCUUCUGGUUUGCUUGUUGCCUUUCUUAAAUAUAUCUAUCUGUAUGACUCGUUUUGAGUACACCAAGGAACAUGGUGUAUAAACUGGAAGUCGAAAGGCUUUAGACUUGGUGGAGAAUGCUUGUAUAUAUUUUGUGCUGUGUUCUUAUUGCACCUUCGUUGUGUUGUUAUCUU
Molecule: messenger RNA, 1855 nt
Organism: Coffea eugenioides
Lineage: Eukaryota; Viridiplantae; Streptophyta; Magnoliopsida; Gentianales; Rubiaceae
Product: aspartic proteinase-like
Exons: 14
Coding region: 111-1652 (513 amino acids)
Biological process (GO): proteolysis; lipid metabolic process
Molecular function (GO): aspartic-type endopeptidase activity
Source: RefSeq, a predicted model, not a curated record